Fusarium tjaetaba is the source of this 1854-nucleotide messenger RNA. RefSeq names its product alcohol oxidase. NCBI's taxonomy places the organism in Eukaryota, Fungi, Ascomycota, Sordariomycetes, Hypocreales, Nectriaceae. The coding region runs from base 1 to 1854 and encodes 617 amino acids. Gene Ontology annotation, molecular function: oxidoreductase activity, acting on CH-OH group of donors; flavin adenine dinucleotide binding. The transcript has 3 exons. The record is from RefSeq and is a predicted model, not a curated record.
AUGACCGUCAACCCCUCUCUUCGCACUGUUGACCAGUUCACCCAGCUCGUCUUUGACUUUGUCGUCAUUGGCGGCGGCACAGCUGGACUAGCGGUGGCAGCGCGUCUCGCUGAAUCCGACCCGUCAUACACCGUCGGCGUUAUCGAAGCAGGCGGUCUUGUGCAGAAUGAUCCUGAUAUUGACAUCCCGGGCCACUAUGGGAGGAAUCUUGGAGGGAGCUACGAUUGGCACUUGGAGACGCUGCCUCAGGAGGGUCUCGGGGGUAGAACGCUUCCGUGGCCGAGGGGCAAGUGUGUCGGCGGCACAAGCGCCCUGAACUACAUGGCAUGGAAUCGCGCUAGCAGGGAUGACUACGAUGCCUGGGAAGCUCUGGGUAAUCAAGGUUGGGGCUGGGAUUCCCUCCUGCCCUUCUUCAAACGCUCUGAGACAUUCCAUCCUCCCAGUGAGAAGCUCCAGCGCGAGUUUGAGAUUGCCCACGAUGCAGAGACCUUUGGUGAUUCAGGUCCCAUUCACAUCUCAUACCCAACCUCGUAUUCACCAUCGCACGCGUUAUGGCACAAGACGCUUAAUGCGCUUGGUGUAGAGACUAACCCAUCCCACGUCGGAGGCUCAAACGUCGGCGUUUGGACAUGCGUCAACGCCGUUGAGCCGAGCGCCGCGCGAAGAUCCUACUCGAUAGACUACGCCACUGGAUCGCGGAACCUGCACAUCCUUACCAACGCCACAGUCGACGAGAUUAUCAUUAACCAGGCCCUCGUAGCCACUGGUGUGCGGUUCACCCACGGUGGCGUCGAGUAUGAUGUUUCAGCUCGACGCGAGGUUAUCCUCUCAGCCGGUAGUGUCAAGUCACCGCAGAUCCUUGAGCUUUCGGGCAUAGGAAAUCCCAGCGUACUAAGUAAUGCUGGUGUAAGCGUCAAGGUUGAGAGCCCGCAGGUGGGGGAGAAUCUGCAGGAGCAUAUUAUGCUUGCGACGAUCUUUGAGGUUGAUCCAUCGCUCGCUAAUCGGGAUGAUCUUGUGAGAGAUGAGAAGCUUAGUGCUGCUGCGAAAAAGGAGUACGCUACCAAGGCAGAUGGGCCUUUGACUGUGUUGCCUGUUUCUCUUUGCUACGUCCCUUUCGCUCAUUCCAUUUCGAAGAAUGCUGUCGCUAGUCUUUAUGAAGAUGCAGACAAGGUAUCUGUGUUUGACUCGGACAAACAGGAUAUUCUUCGUGAACGAUUGGAUGGAAACUCCAAGCUUGGCCAGAUAGAGUAUAUCUUUGACUUGGGUAACUGGAACCCAAAUUUCAAGGGUGAAGAGGGUAAGAAGUACGGUACUAUGCUGCAGAUCUUGCAAUAUCCCUUCAGUGUUGGGUCAAUUCACAUUCGGCCGAGUGAGCACGCUACAGCUGAAGACUCACCCGCCAUCGAUCCAAAGUACUACGAGGGUCCUCACGGAAACCUUGACAUGGAAGCUAUGAAGCAAUGUCUCCAGUUCGUCGAUAAGAUCGUACACACAGCUCCCCUCUCAAACAUAAUCCGAUCCUCAGCAUCCCCUUCCGCAGCAGCUCUCAAGGAUGAUAAGCUGCUAGGAGACUGGAUCACGCAAAACACUAUCACUGACUGGCAUCCUGUCGGAACAUGCGCCAUGGGCGGUCGUGCUGGUAUUGAAGGUGGCGUCGUUGAUGAAAGACUUCGAGUCUAUGGUGUCCACGGCCUGAGAGUUGUUGACGCAAGUGUUAUGCCGCUGCAGAUCAGUGCGCAUAUUCAAGCUACUGUUUAUGCUAUUGCUGAGAAGGCGGCGCAUAUGAUUGUUGAGGAUGUGAGGAGUGCGGAUAGGGAGGCUAGAGAGUUGGUGAUGAAGCAAGCUAGACUUUAG